AUGUUAUUUUUUCUGAUCGUUAUUCUAUUUUAUCAUCAUGUAACAGAUGCGCAAACACCUUGUGCUAUGUCAUCGAUAGGUGGAGCAAAUUCCUUGCGUGUUAUGUCCUAUAAUAUUCGAUAUGAUAAAGCUGCAGAUGGAAUAAAUCGAUGGUCAGUCCGUAAACAGAAUGUCUUUAAUCUUAUUCGAACUCGUGCACCUGAUAUAUUUGGUCUUCAAGAAGCUCUUCGUGGACAAAUAUCUGAUUUAAAAUAUAACUUACCACAUUAUAAUUAUUACGGUGUAGGUGAUAGAGAUGGUAAAACUAGUGGAGAAUUUGUUCCUAUAUUUUAUCGUUCUGAUCGUUUUGAUUUACUUGAUAAUGGUACGUUUUGGCUUUCGAAUACACCAACAAAACCUGGUAGUGAAGGUUGGGAUGGAGCUGAUACACGAAUAUGUAGUUGGGUUAAAUUACGUGAUCGACAAACCUAUGAAAUUUUCUAUCAUUUUAAUACACAUUUUGCUAGUAAAGGACGCAUUGCUCGUUUAGAAAGUGCUCGUCUUAUUCUAAUUCAAAUAAUGUUAAUAACUGGAUAUUCAAUACCUAUAAUAUUGACAGGAGAUCUUAAUGCAUCGCCUUAUUCAGAUGUUUAUCAUACAAUAACUACAAAUACUCCUUUGAAAGAUAGCAAAAUUCUAUCACAACGAUCUCAUUGUGGUCCAGAUCGUACAUUUUCUACUUUUUUUGUCGAUUAUGGAAUGGUCAAAUGUAUUGAUCAUAUUUUUAUUACAUCACAAUAUUUCAAUAUAUUACAGCAUGGAACUUUAAAUGAUUCCAAUAAUGGAUUCUAUCCAUCUGAUCAUUUACCUGUAUUGACUGAAAUAACUUUUAAAAAAUAA
Molecule: messenger RNA, 879 nt
Organism: Adineta steineri
Lineage: Eukaryota; Metazoa; Rotifera; Eurotatoria; Adinetida; Adinetidae
Source: the annotation of a GenBank genome assembly